ACGGGCGGCACCACGUUCGGGCGGCACCUGGUGCGCAACAUGCGGCUGGAGCAGCCCUGCUCGUGCCGCGCCGGGCAGAAGAAGUGCAGCUGCCCGCGGCCCGGCGCCGACAAGGACACCUGGCUCUUCUCGCGCUUCUCCACGGGCUGGACGUGCGGGCUGCACGCCGACUGGACCGAGCUCACCAGCUGCGUGCCCGACGCCAUGGAGCGCCGCGCCUGCCCGGCCAACCGCACCCGCAGGAACUUCUAUUACAUCACAAUGUUGAGGGAUCCGGUGUCACGGUACUUGAGUGAAUGGAAGCAUGUCCAGAGAGGUGCAACAUGGAAAACUUCCCUUCAUAUGUGUGAUGGAAGAAGUCCAACACCAGACGAGCUGCCUACCUGUUAUGAAGGAGAUGACUGGUCUGGAGUCAGUUUACAGGAAUUCAUGGACUGUAGUUAUAAUUUAGCCAACAACCGCCAGGUGCGCAUGCUGGCAGAUCUCAGCCUAGUUGGAUGUUACAAUUUGACUUUUAUGAAUGAAAGUGAAAGGAAUAUGAUCCUAUUACAAAGCGCCAAGAACAACCUGAAAAACAUGGCCUUCUUUGGACUCACAGAGUUUCAGAGGAAAACUCAGUAUCUCUUUGAGAGGACAUUCAACCUGCAGUUCAUUUCCCCAUUCACCCAGUUCAAUGUUACACGAGCCUCAAAUGUAGAUAUCGAUGAGGGGGUACGGAAACGCAUAGAGGAUCUGAAUUUUUUGGAUAUGCAGCUUUAUGAAUAUGCUAAGGACCUAUUUCUUCAACGUUUUCAGUACUCUAAGCAAGAGGAGCACCAGAAGAACCGGCAAAAAAGGCGAGAGGAGCGGAGGCUGCUGCGGGAGCAAAGGGCUCACCAGUGGUCAAAGGAAGAAACUGCGGAAGAAAUCACCGUUACAGAAGAUUACAAUAGUCAGGUGGCAAGAUGGUGA
Molecule: messenger RNA, 951 nt
Organism: Alligator sinensis (Chinese alligator)
Lineage: Eukaryota; Metazoa; Chordata; Crocodylia; Alligatoridae
Product: heparan-sulfate 6-O-sulfotransferase 3
Exons: 2
Cellular component (GO): membrane
Molecular function (GO): heparan sulfate 6-sulfotransferase activity
Source: RefSeq, a predicted model, not a curated record